Messenger RNA from Anneissia japonica, 3047 nucleotides. RefSeq lists its product as uncharacterized. NCBI's taxonomy places the organism in Eukaryota, Metazoa, Echinodermata, Crinoidea, Comatulida, Comatulidae. The record is from RefSeq and is a predicted model, not a curated record. The coding region runs from base 1318 to 1638 and encodes 106 amino acids. The transcript is spliced from 2 exons.
UAUUAUUAAUAAUAAUAAUAAUUAAUAACUACUUUUAUUUAGACACAGGACAGCUUCUAUUACCAGAUAGGUGUUAUUCAACCAGGCUGUGAUUGCCUUAAUAACAAUAAAAAUAAUAUUAAGCAGAUAAAUAUUUUCUACUGGACUUUACUACUUAACCAACCUACCUGUAUGUAUGACAACACUCAUAAAUGUAAAAAAAUAAUAGUUCUUAAACAAAAACACCAAAACUAGAUAAAAAGAAUUUAAUCAAAGUAAUUUAACUACUUAAAAAGAUUCUUAUUGAAACUGCAUUUGAUUAAUAUCAAAGGUAAAAGAAAAAUGCACUUAACUAAGUUACUUAGUUAAGUGCAUCUUGUUAACUAACAAGACUUUUUAAACAAAAAUGUAAACUAAUAACUGCUUAAAUGUAGACAUAUUCUUUACAUUUUUGUGUAUCCAAGACACUUCCAUAAUUGGGCACCACGAUACUAAAAAAAAAAAAACAUCUUUUGCACUUUAUUAUGGGUUUCUCCAAUUGCCAGAGUUGAUUUUUUAUGGUAAUUUUCUUCUUUAAACACAAACCUUUGCUAAGUACGGUGGUGAUAUGUUUAAAUGGAAUAUCUUGUUAAAAUGUUUUAGCCUCAUUUCACUAUAAUUGAUCUUAAAGUUUCAUUAAGUUUACGGUAGGUCCUGCUUGUACUCUGGGAGUGAGUCACUAAAGGCAUAAACUGCAGCAUGGAAAUUAAUGAAAAACACUUGAUGGGUACAGGGAGGAAGGAUAUAUGAUCAAAUUGUAUUCCAUAGCCCACAAGGAUGGUAACUCAUUUAAUAUCAUGUUGCAAUAACUGAUCUCACUCCAGAGGAGAUCAGUGAGUUUAUUUACCACUAUUCCUUGGGUUGGAUUCUUGCCUUUCAGGUAAAUAUUUCUAUCCUAUCCAGACCAGUUACUGCACUAGUUACUGGUACACAUGCUUCUAAGGGAGUUUAGGAAAAAAAUGUACACAUGUGCUGUACAUGAUAAAAAUGAAAGCAUUGAAAAAAGGUGCAAUUCACAGAGAGCGGGGAGGGGGGGAGAUGAGUUUUUGAAAAAAUCAUUUUAUAAACAAUUACAACAGAAUUGGAAUGCAUCUAAUAAUAUAACAAAAAAUUUUAGUAGAAUUUUCAAGGAUUUAUUUUUAAAAAGUGGAAAUUUCCAUUCGGGUCAAAGGUAUUUUGCAUCAAUGGUAGAACCCUCCUUUGUCAUUAAAAUAAGUAUCAUUCAGUACUUAUUUUACGACCUGCUCAGGUAUUUUGUUGACAAAAUAACCUUUAUAAUGAUUACAUACAGUUGGCAAAAUGGAUAACUUCCAGUUCUACAUAUAUGAAUCGGAGCAUAGCUACAUAGAUAAGAAGACCAUGCUUCAUAUACAAGCAGUAAGUCUUCCAAACGCCAUAAUGGACCUGAUUGAAUUCAUUGAUCUAAAAUGGAAUGGAAUUCGGGUUGUAUCAUCAUCAGACGAUGAAUUUGAGGUUGUUGAAGUACUGAACAACCGUGAAGAAGAGCAAAAGAAGAAAAAGGAGAGAAAAGCCCGCAAACGACAAAGAACAGACGAAGCUAUAGAGAAUGAGCGGAAUUUAAACGGAAGAAAUAAGAAUGGAUUGUCUCAGGGACGUUAAAUAUCAGUGGACGUUGUUGAAUGAACAAUUUUUUUUAGCUGCGCUCUCACUUCUAGGCAUAAUGCAUUAAAAUAAAUCAGUGUGUGUAUUGUAUUGGAUAUUCCAUAAUACAUAGGUUGGAGAACAAACUGCGAACAACACAAUCAAAAUAUCUAAGGAUGUAUGAUUUGAUUUGAUUUGAAUUUACUUAUCAGUGGCAGAUCCGGAAAUUCAAAAGAGUGGAGGCCCAGGGAGUAACUUCGAAAGGUGGAAGGUCUAGUAGGCCAAUUCAGCUCCACCGUGAUUGAAGCUGAGAUAUAAAUUUAUGACAUGGCAUCUCUAAUAUAGCCAGAAAUGGCACUCUCAAGCAUAAAUUUGAAUAUAAUUUUCUUUUUUUCUCCAUUUUUUAAAUAAUAACAAAAAAUGUAGGACCCUCUUCCCUUGAAACUGCAAAUAUUAUUAUUACUAUUAUUUUAUCAUUUUAAGUGAGCAUUUAAUGUAUGGAAUGGAAUGUAUGAGUAUGUAUGAGUUUUUUUCCUCAGAUUGUAUUAAGCAUUAUGCCUAUAUCAUAGUAACUUAAUUAUACUUAGCCUGGCUUACAUUAUUGUAUUAACUAUUGAUUGGAAUACAUACUAUAGUGUUUAUACAGAAAAAUAUUCAUCUCUUGUAGUAUGUUAGUUUUUUUGUAGCUCAUUACUCAAAAGAAAUUAUCAUUUAAGAAAUUAUGUAACUUCAAGUAUACUUUUGAGAACUGAGUAUAUACAGUAAUAGUGACUAUUUAUAUACAGUACAGUACUACUACUUUUAUUAAAUAUAAUAAGUAAAUGCAUGUUAGAUUGUAAAGUAGAUAAAUUUAUACUUUGUAAUCAUAUUUUUAAUAAUAUUAUCGUUUUCAUAUUUACAUACUCAUUCUCAUACAGACAACAAAAGCAUUAAAACCUGAAUAAUUAUCAUUAUAUCAUUAUGAAUAUUGUUUUUAUUAUUAAAAAUAUUUCUUAGCCAGGCUUUAAAUAAAAACUUCGGUACACCAGGGUCAUAAGACAAAAAUCCAUUGAUUUGUUGUUGUGACAUCUUGGUGAAAUUAAGAUAACAUCAUUAAGAAGAUAAAAAAACAUUGAUUUAAGUUUAUUCAAACAUAUGAGACUGUCUGUGACUAUUGUUGUAUUCUAUAGGUAUGUUCAGGCACAAGGGUGUAAAGUUUGUGUACAACUUUCAUUGUCUGAAGUUGUCACAGAAUUAAGCUUAUACUUAAAGUAAGAAAGUCUACCACUGUGUGUCUGAACAUACCCAUAGUUAAGCUUGUGUACCAGUAUCUUAUAACUAAUAAAUAUAGGUCUCCCUCUAAUUAAAGACCACCUCCAAUUUAAGACCAUUUUUCUGUUUAUUCUAAUUAGAGACCAAAGCUACUAAAGCCCAUGGAAACCCAGUCC